Molecule: messenger RNA, 1620 nt
Organism: Rotaria sp. Silwood2
Lineage: Eukaryota; Metazoa; Rotifera; Eurotatoria; Philodinida; Philodinidae
Source: the annotation of a GenBank genome assembly
AUGUCUUUCCUUUUGAAUCGAUUUCCAAUUGAAAUUUUUCAUAUGAUUUUCGAUUAUUUUUGGUGUCAUGAAAUUCUUCAUUCAUUUUUUGAUACAAGUAAUUACUUGAAUGAUAUUCUAUCAAACUAUGAUAGAUAUAGAAUUAAUGGCCAAUCAAUUGCUAAAUCUGAUUUUGAUUUCAUAUGUCAUUUUAUUCUACCAAAUCAAAUAAUUUCAUUAAUAUUGUCCGAUGAAAAAGAAACACCAUAUCAAUCUGAAUUAUUUUUCUCAGAUUUUCAAAUUGGUUAUUAUACUCGUUUACGAGCAUUAAAAUUAAUUGGCUUAAACGAUGAUGGCGAAGAAAUAUUUAUGAAUUUACAUCAUGUUCAAAGUCUUGUUUCUCUUGAAAUUAACAUUCGAAUUGAUCUUCCAUUUAUCAAACAAUUACCACCAUUAAAAAAAUUAAUUAUUAAUAUACCAUCAAAUAUACAAUUUGAUAUUCUGCCAUCAAUUAUUACAGUAUCAUUCAAAUAUUUACAAGAUUUUUCUUUAUCUUAUUGUACUCUUACGGCAUUACAACACUUCUUUAGUCAAAUGCCUCAGCUUAAAUCAUUUAAAACAUCUUUAUUAUUUUUCAAUUCUGAAGAACUCAAUGUAUUAUCUCAUAUUCAUCAAGUACAACCAACACCAAUUAAUCUCAUUUCGUUUUCAUUGUCAAUAAAGGCACCUUUCGAAAAUCGAUUACUUAAUGCUAAUCGAUGGGAAAAAUUUAUUAUUGAACAUUUACCAAAAUUAAUAAAUUUUGAUUUUAAAUUUUUUUCUGGAAAUAUCAAUGAUAAAGUACUCAAUCGAUAUCGUUCUUCAUUUUGGCUAAAUAAACAUUGGUAUGUUGCAAUUAAUUUAAAUCUUUCAUUACUUUUUACAGUACCUUAUUUUGCUCCAACUUCAAUGAAUGAUUCAUGUGAACCAAUAUCAUCAAAUUGUACAACAUUACCUAUUGCGCAACAUAAUAUUUUUUAUGAUCGUAUUAUUGCAUUAACAUAUAAAUUAGAUGAAUGGAAUUUACCUUAUCGUUAUAUUAAUGUUAAAGAACUUACAUUCAAUGAUCCUUAUAUGCAUGAAAAUAUUUAUAAUUCAUCAAAAGUAGAAUCAUUUAUUGUAAAUACAUCGGAUUGGUUACUUGAUAAAAUUAUUCUAUUAAUUAAAGAAGAGAUGCCUUCAGUUAAUUAUCUUCGUUUAAAUUGUACUCAACCUAAUGUAAAAUAUAAAUAUUUUUCUGGUAUUUCAUUAUCACAAAUUCGAACAUUAUCUUUACCUCAAUAUGGACGAUAUAAAGAAAAAACUAAUUUUUAUUGGUGGAAACUUUUUCCAUGUGUUGAAAGAUUAAUUGUUUCGAUUAAUUCAAAAAAACAAAUUCCAUUAUUAAUUGAUCAUUUCAAGAAGAUGAUUAGUGGUUUUUUUGUUAUUCAUAAUGAUUACAUUGAUAUGUAUGAUCGAAUUAAAAUAACAAGUCAAUGGUUGAAGAAAAAUACAUCUCGAUUAAAAAGAAAAAAUGAACAUGAAUUUGUAUGUCAAAUUAAUGAUCAAUUUGCUUUUUCAUUAGCUUUAUGGAUUAGUGAAGAUUUUGAAAUAAAUGAAUGA